Molecule: messenger RNA, 3739 nt
Organism: Capsicum annuum
Lineage: Eukaryota; Viridiplantae; Streptophyta; Magnoliopsida; Solanales; Solanaceae
Product: calcium-transporting ATPase 10, plasma membrane-type
Exons: 37
Coding region: 228-3578 (1116 amino acids)
Biological process (GO): calcium ion transmembrane transport
Cellular component (GO): membrane; intracellular membrane-bounded organelle
Molecular function (GO): P-type calcium transporter activity; calmodulin binding; ATP binding
Source: RefSeq, a predicted model, not a curated record
AUAAAAGGGAAGAGGAUUAGUUAUCUUAAAUAUAAAUUUUUGCUUGUCUCCACUUUCUAUAUCAACUGUACAUAUUAGCAAAAACACUAUGAGUUUAAUUAGUGAUGCCUUUUGGUCAUAUCAAAAAACCAAGGAAAGAAAUACGUGUGGAUUUGAGAAAAUGGUUGUCGAUUGAUUCUUGAGGACUUUAACUUCACCUUUAGCUCAUUCACACAUCCCACAAGCUUAUGCUUUGCGAGCAAUUUCAGCACCAAUUAGUUGAGCAGUUUUCUGAAAGUUGGAGGAGGAAGAAGAGAAGAGAAGUUCUGCUCUUUUGUGAGGAAAGGAUGAAUGAGGAGAAUGUGAAAAGUUCGCCGUAUCGGCGGCAUCAGAAUGAGGAUUUGGAAGCUGGUGGGAGUAGCAGCAGGUUGUCUCUGGAUGAUUGUGCAAGUCCGUUUGACAUUCCAAGGACUAAGAGUGCACCUAUUGAUCGCCUGAAAAGGUGGAGGCAAGCUGCGCUUGUCCUUAAUGCUUCUCGUCGAUUUCGAUAUACCUUGGACUUAAAAAAGGAAGAAGAAAGAAAGCAAUUGAUUGCUAAGAUAAGAACCCAUGCACAAGUCAUUCGGGCGGCUGUUCUUUUUCAAGAAGCAGGGAAAACAGUCAACGGGGAUGGGGCUCUUAUACUGUCGGCCCCAACUGCUACCUCUCUUGGCGAGUUUGAUAUCAGCCAGGAGGAGCUGACCUUUAUGUCUAGAGAGCAUGAUUUUAAUGCGUUACAGCAAUGUGGAGGGGUUAAAGGGGUAUCAGAGAAGCUGAAAACAAAUUUAGAUAAAGGAAUUGAUGGAGAUGAAGUAGAUUUGCUUAAGCGAAAGAAUGCAUAUGGAUCCAACACAUAUCCUCGGAAGAAAGGAAGGAGUUUCUGGAGGUUUGUUUGGGAAGCUUGCUGUGAUACAACCCUGAUAAUUUUGAUGGUAGCUGCAGCUGCAUCAUUGGCUCUGGGCAUAAAGACUGAGGGUAUAAAAGAAGGAUGGUACGAUGGAGGAAGCAUUGCUUUGGCAGUGAUUAUUGUCAUAGUAGUGACAGCUGUUAGUGACUAUAAGCAAUCACUUCAGUUCCAAAAUCUUAAUGAAGAGAAGCAGAACAUACAAAUUGAGGUCGUUAGAGGGGGGCGAAGAGUUCCUGUUUCAAUAUUUGAUGUUGUUGUUGGUGAUGUUGUACCUCUGAAAAUAGGUGACCAGGUACCUGCUGACGGAAUAUUAAUCUCGGGUCAAUCUCUUGCGCUUGAUGAAUCAAGCAUGACAGGAGAGAGCAAGAUUGUUCACAAGGAUUCUAAAUCUCCUUUCCUAAUGUCUGGAUGCAAAGUAGCCGAUGGAUAUGGAACGAUGCUGGUGGUAGGUGUUGGAAUAAACACAGAAUGGGGAUUGCUGAUGGCAAGCAUUACAGAGGAUAAUGGAGAGGAAACACCAUUGCAGGUCCGCCUUAAUGGUGUGGCAACCUUCAUUGGCAUAGUUGGGCUCACUGUGGCUUUAGCUGUUCUGAUUGUCCUUAUGAUCAGAUUCUUUACUGGCCAUACUUAUAACCCAGACAAAUCUCCUCAAUUCGUAGCUGGGAAAACAAAAGUUGGCAAGGCUGUAGAUGGAGCUAUAAAGAUCUUCACUGUUGCUGUUACAAUUGUGGUUGUGGCAGUGCCGGAAGGGCUUCCUUUAGCAGUGACCCUAACGCUUGCAUAUUCAAUGAGGAAAAUGAUGGCAGAUAAGGCUUUGGUGAGAAGGCUUUCUGCUUGUGAGACUAUGGGCUCUGCAACUACAAUUUGCAGUGAUAAAACUGGGACCUUGACUUUGAAUCAGAUGACUGUGGUUGAGGCCUAUGUCUCUGGUAAAAAGAUUGAUCCACCUGAUGAUAAAACUGCAGUGCCUCCAGCUGUGUUGUCUCUGCUUCAUGAAGCGGUGGGACUGAAUACAACUGGCAGUGUCUUUGUGCCACAGGGUGGGGCUGCUGUUGAGAUUUCUGGAUCGCCGACAGAGAAAGCAAUUCUCCAAUGGGGCAUCAAUCUAGGAAUGAAUUUUGAUGCAGUACGAUCAGAAGCAUCUAUUAUCCAUGCUUUCCCAUUCAAUUCAGAGAAAAAAAGAGGCGGUGUUGCUGUGAAGCUGGAUUCUGAGGUUCACUUGCAUUGGAAAGGAGCUGCGGAAAUUGUUCUCUCUUGUUGUACAAGUUUCAUCGAUGAGAAUGGGUCGGUGGUUCCUCUGGGCAAUGAUAAGAUGUCCAAUUUCAAGGAAGCAAUUGGAAGCAUGGCUGCUUCGAGUUUGAGAUGUGUUGCUAUUGCCUACCGGCCAUAUGAGGUUGAAAAAGUACCUGCUGAGGAAGAAAUAGAUCACUGGGAAAUCCCUGAGGGUGACCUGGUAUUGCUUGCAGUUGUAGGCAUUAAGGAUCCAUGCCGACCAGGUGUAAGAGAUUCAGUUCAGUUAUGUAUUGAUGCUGGAGUGAAGGUAAGGAUGGUCACUGGUGACAACUUACAAACAGCAAAGGCAAUAGCUUUGGAAUGUGGGAUACUUAGGUCUGAUGCUGAUGCAGCUGAACCAAACCUGAUUGAAGGGAAGAGGUUUAGAGCUUUGUCUGAGGAAGAUAGAAAGGAAGUGGCAGAUAAAAUAUCGGUUAUGGGAAGAUCAUCGCCAAAUGAUAAACUCUUGCUUGUUCAAGCACUAAGGAGUAAGGGCCAUGUUGUAGCUGUAACUGGAGAUGGUACUAAUGAUGCUCCUGCAUUACAUGAGGCCGAUAUUGGUCUUGCUAUGGGAAUUGCUGGAACAGAAGUUGCCAAAGAAAGUUCAGAUAUCAUCAUACUCGAUGACAAUUUUGCUUCUGUUGUGAAGGUUGUGCGAUGGGGCAGAUCUGUGUAUGCUAACAUCCAGAAAUUCAUCCAGUUUCAGCUCACUGUUAAUGUUGCUGCUCUUAUAAUUAAUGUUGUUGCUGCUGUUUCUGCUGGUGAUGUCCCAUUGAAUGCUGUUCAGCUACUUUGGGUAAAUCUUAUUAUGGACACCUUGGGUGCACUUGCACUGGCCACAGAACCACCAACUGAUCAUCUAAUGCACCGAGCUCCUGUUGGUCGUAGGGAACCUCUUGUCACCAACAUCAUGUGGAGAAACCUGUUAAUACAGGCUCUGUAUCAAGUUACAGUUCUCCUGGUCCUGAAUUUCCGAGGUAGAGAAAUUCUGCAUUUGCAGCAUGAGACGAAUGAGAGGGCUGUUAAAGUGAAGAACACCUUAAUUUUCAACGCUUUCGUCUUGUGUCAGGUUUUCAAUGAAUUCAAUGCUCGGAAACCAGAUGAGAUAAAUGUGUUCAAAGGAGUCCACAAAAACCGUCUAUUUGUUUCAAUCGUCGGCCUCACAGUGGUGCUUCAGGUUAUCAUAAUAUUCUUUCUUGGAAAAUUCACUUCAACUGUGAGACUCAGUUGGCAAUUAUGGCUUGUUUCAAUUGGCAUUGGAAUGAUAAGUUGGCCCCUUGCUGCUCUGGGGAAGUUGAUACCUGUACCUGAGAAGCCAUUUGGCGAAUAUUUUUCCAAGAAACUACCAAAACGAAGAAAAAAUCAACAGGAGUGUUCAUAGGCAUUUUACACACACAAAACUUAACUAACCAAUGUAUGUCGUGCUUUGUAAUAGUGGCAUUUAUUUUGCUGCUGUACAGAAAUAUGGUGCUAAUAUUUCAUUUUGUGGAUGUAGUAGAUCAGUAUAAAUAUAUUUCUUGAAUGCCUUCCUAAGUUUGGGGA